Messenger RNA from Trifolium pratense (red clover), 2867 nucleotides. RefSeq names its product protein LPA2. The transcript is spliced from 2 exons. Lineage: Eukaryota; Viridiplantae; Streptophyta; Magnoliopsida; Fabales; Fabaceae. The coding region runs from base 1977 to 2588 and encodes 203 amino acids. Gene Ontology annotation, cellular component: chloroplast. The record is from RefSeq and is a predicted model, not a curated record.
CCAAAACUCUCCAUUACUCACCACACCAGUCAUCACUACUCACCAAAAGGUUUCCAACCCAAUAUACAAAUUAAUCUCAAUCAUAUGACCACAAGAACAUUAUAAAAGUAUCAAAACAAAACCGCAAUCAACCACAAAUUUCUCCACCCAACAUAAUCCAUACCUAUGAUUUUUAGUUUUUCUUGAUCUAGUGUUGUGUUUUCAAAUAUGGGCUUAAAGUGGAAGAUCUGAGAAGAUAGCCAAGGAGACAUUUCAAACCAUCGUCAUUUCAAAUAAGCGUCGGGGGUGGUUGUGGUACAUCUGUUUGGUUUUUUCCUCUUCUUCGAUGUGGGUUUUGAUAUGAUUCUUUUCAGACCGGCGCCGGGGGUGGCUGUGGUACCUUUUUUCGGAGCUCCUUUCUUCUUCGGUGUAGGUUUUAAUUCGAUUUUUUUCGAAUUUUUUUUCUUCUGGUUCGCGUUUCUAUUUUCUUCCUUUGGUUCGUGUUCUGUCUUUACUGUCGUGUUCUGUUUCCUAUUCUUGGAGCUGCAUGUUUUUAGACAGUGGUUUGACACUGGUUUUGGUUUCACACGGUUGAGGGUGUUGUGUUUGGGUUCUGUUCAAGCUGAUGGUGGUGUCGGUGACAAUCUAGGUUCUGGUUUGACCGGGUCUGGUGUGGUUGUGUGUUGCUUUUGUUUUUUGAGGAUUGGUGGUUGCUUUUUUCUAGCGGCAGAUCCGACGGUGGUUUUGGAGUGGUGCUCCAAAUGGGGGUUUCGAGGGUGUGGUCGUGGUGAUCGGAGGUGAUAAGGUGGUGAGGUGUUGAUGUAGUGGUGUUUGGAUAUGACGUCGCCGGUGUGUGGUUGUUUCCGUGUGAGAUGGGUUUUCAAUGAUACUCUGUUUUCCAAUCUGUUGAGAUUUGCAUGAAUUUUUUUUAAGUUGCUGAGGGUUUCCAAAUCUGUUGAGAUUUGCAUGUAUCUCUGUAUCUGGUUGACCUUUAUCCAGUCAGCGUCGACUGUUUGGAGGUGGUCUGCGAGCUGAGACUCAUUUGCACAUGUUUUCAUUCUACCGGUGCCCCCAUCAACUUUUGACUCAAUGAGCUGUUUUUGGAUUCUGAUUGGCCGAUCACUUUUGAUUCGAGAUCGGGAGUUAGUGUAUAGUGGCACCUCUAUGGGUCAAGUUGUUGUCUUCUCUAGUAGUCUGGAAGUUGAUGAGUGUCUUUCUAAGAGGAAUUAAAAUUGGACCUCUAUUAGGUGGUGUAUGUUUUGAUAUUUUCAUUGGUGUUCCGUUUAUAUACGGCGCCUUUGUUUUUGUAGUCCAUCUUUUGUGGGUGUCUGUUUGUUUUGUGCUGAGACCCAAUUAUUAUUAAUAAUAUAUGUGCCGUUCAAAAUAAAAAGUGAGAAUCGCCUUUUAUUCUUCUCUCUUCUCUAUUUCCUCUGCAAACCAAACAGGAGAAAUUGGUCAUCUCUCUUGUAAUUCUCUCUUAUCUAACUCUCUCUUUUUCCUUUUUCUCUCAAACCAAACAGAGGCUAAGACUUUAAUGUUUUAAGAUUUUGAGUGAACAUGGACAUGAAUUUCCUGCAGGGUCUACAGUCAUGCAAUCAUAUUGUUUUGAUGGUUCAGAUUCAAAGUUCAUCAAAAAUAAAAGAUAUAAAUAAAAUGGGUGGUUGAGAUUCACCCGCAGUCUCUAUUUGAUUGCUUUCGAGUGAACACAGUAUCAAAAUUAUUUGUGUGAUUGUUCAAAUGCUUAAUAUAUCGAUCCAACUCAAUAAAACAAAUGUUCCCGGAAGCAUCAAAUUAAUGGUUUACUCUUUAAAAUUUAAAUUGCCAUCAACUUAUUUUUUAAAAACUUUUUUUGUAUUAUUUAUUUGAAAUAUUUCAAUUUAAAAAAGAAAUAUAUAUUUUCUCCUAAAGUAGAGAUAGGAGGAGAUGAGCGUCAUUAUCGAAGAAAAACAAACUGGUGAAGCUGAGCAGCAUCUCCAAAAAACAAAAGAAAACAAAAAAUGGCGCUGCAAACACCACAAUUCGUAACUUCCUUCACUACCAAAAUACAACACUCAUUCUCUCCAUUCCACACAACUAGAUUCAAAAACCCAUCUAAACCCUCCGAUCCAAUUCCCAAAAAAACCGGGUUCAUUUUUGCUACAUCGGAAAGGAAUAAAAGAAUAAAGAAACAGAACCGGCAAAGAGAAAGAGAAAUUAAAUUGAAGCGUCGUAAUAAUCAAGUUGAAAACCCCGGUUUGGUUUCUGAACAGGAACCACCGGUUCAAGUUCAACAGAGUGCAAAUGAAAAUGGUUCUGUUACGCAGAGAGAAAGAGCUUCUACUAUAAUUCGUCGUAAUCCGGUUGAAAAACCGGUUUUUGCUUCGGAAAAGGAACAACCGGCUCAACCGGGUCCAAAUGAAAAUAAUUUUGUUCUUGCUUGGCUUGGUUUUGCUUCGGUUAUUCUUGUUGAGGGCAUUGCUCUUGCAGCUUCAGGCUUCUUUCCAGAAGACGUGGACAAGUUCCUUGUCAAGUAUCUCUAUCCAUCCUAUACUCCUACAGUUUUAUUGUUCUUUGCUGGAGCAGUAGCAUAUGGAGUGGUUAAGUAUAAGCAGAAUGAGAACGAGAAAUAGUGUGUUUGAUGUAAUAAUGUUAGAAACCUCUAAUGUCCUAACAGGGCAAAAGUACUACUGAGUGCCGAUGAUUGCAAUCUUAUUCUAUUUUCAGUUCAUCGUAAUCGAUAACGAAGGUAACAAGAAUGAUGUGUGAGAACUGAGAACAAUGUAAGAUCCAGCUUGAACAAUUUCUGUUAGAUCCUAAGCAACAAGUAGUUGAGGUUUUUGAAAGGGAUUUAAUCCCAUUUGUAAUUAUUUUGAUCAUGUACUUUUUAGCUAUGAAACUUCUUUUUAUUA